Molecule: messenger RNA, 1356 nt
Organism: Miscanthus lutarioriparius
Lineage: Eukaryota; Viridiplantae; Streptophyta; Magnoliopsida; Poales; Poaceae
Source: the annotation of a GenBank genome assembly
AUGGGGUGGUCCGCGGGGCUGUGGUGGCUCGUGGCGGCGGUGUCGGUGGCGGCGGCGGCGGCGGAGGGUGAGGUCGCGGCCGUCGCGGCGGCGCCGAGGCGGCACGCGUACGCGUCCAUGAUGUACAUGGGCACGCCACGGGACUACGAGUUCUACGUCGCCACGCGCGUCAUGAUGCGGUCCCUGCGCCGGCUCAGCGCCGACGCCGACCGCGUCGUGAUCGCGUCCCUCGACGUCCCGCCGCUCUGGGUCCAGGCGCUGAAAGAUGAUGGUGUAAAGGUGGUCUCUGUGGAGAAUUUGAAAAAUCCUUACGAGAAACAAGAAAAUUUCAACAUGCGAUUCAAGUUGACUUUAAACAAGCUGUAUGCAUGGAGCUUGGUUUCGUAUGAGCGAGUUGUUAUGCUUGACUCUGACAACAUUUUCCUCCAAAAUACUGAUGAGUUAUUUCAGUGUGGUCAGUUCUGUGCUGUCUUCAUCAAUCCCUGCAUCUUCCAUACAGGUCUCUUUGUGCUUCAGCCCUCAAUGGACGUUUUUAAGAACAUGCUACAUGAGCUAGCGGUUGGACGUGAAAACCCAGAUGGUGCAGACCAAGGCUUCCUUGCUAGUUAUUUCCCAGACUUGCUUGAUCAGCCAAUGUUCCAUCCACCAGCUAAUGGUACAAAACUUCAGGAUCUGAAGCUUCGCUGGAGUAUUCCAUGUGGACCGAACAGUGUGAUUACAUUUCCGAGUGCUCCAUGGUUUAAGCCAUGGUACUGGUGGUCUUGGCCAGUUUUACCUUUGGGGCUCUCUUGGCAUGAACAACGUCGUGAAAACCUAGGGUAUUCAUCGGAGAUACCAGUAGUAUUAAUUCAGGCUGUACUGUACAUUGGAGUCAUAGCAGUGACCCGACUGGCGCGGCCUAGCUUGUCCAAGAUGUACUACAACCGAAGAAUGGAGAAAAACACUAUGUUCUUGCUCUCCCUUCUGAGAGUAGCGGCAGCUUGGUCCAUACUUGCUGCCUACACCAUACCCUUCUUCAUCAUCCCAAGGACCGUCCAUCCACUGCUUGGCUGGCCUCUCUACUUGCUUGGUUCUUUCUCUCUUUCUUCCAUUGUGAUCAACGUUUUCCUCCUCCACCCGAUGACUGUCCUCACAACAUGGUUUGGAUUCAUCGGUGCGCUAUUGGUGAUGGCCUUCCCUUGGUAUCUAAAUGGUGUUGUCAGGGCAUUGGCAGUGUUUGCGUAUGCGUUCUGCUGCGCACCCUUGAUCUGGGCAUCUUUGGUCAAGACAAUGAGCUCCUUGCAUGUCCUGAUCGAGAGGGAUGCAUUCAGGCUCGGAGAACCUAACCAGAACGCCGAGUUCACAAAGCUAUACUGA